Molecule: messenger RNA, 867 nt
Organism: Torulaspora globosa
Lineage: Eukaryota; Fungi; Ascomycota; Saccharomycetes; Saccharomycetales; Saccharomycetaceae
Gene: EMC2
Product: Emc2p
Exons: 1
Coding region: 1-867 (288 amino acids)
Biological process (GO): protein folding in endoplasmic reticulum
Cellular component (GO): EMC complex
Molecular function (GO): protein binding
Source: RefSeq, a predicted model, not a curated record
AUGUCUGCCAGAACGCAAAGAUUGCUGACGAUUGCAUCGACUAAGCUGUAUACCGAACUGGAUGCUGGCGAGUUGCACGAUUUACAUGAUGAAUUGGUCGCUUACACGAGCUCUCUUGGUUCGGGAGUAUCAGAGUCUGCACAGCUCACACUGCUAGAAAUGCUGUUUUAUGUGAAAGUUUAUCUGAGCAAAGACGUGGAUGCACAGGUGAUUUACAACACACUUAGGGACAGGUUUGGGGAACAUUCUCCUAGCUUAUAUGUGAUGAAAGCCACUUUGCUACAGAUCAAUGAAGGUGACCAAGUGGCUAUUGAUUACAUCGAGAAAUUGAUUAAAGAAUCCUUAGAAUACGAUACAGAUGCGGUAAGUUACCUGCUUCUGCAGAAGAAACUGCUGUCGAUAAAGGCUAGCUCCCAUGACAAGGAGUGGCUGCUCAAGCAGGUGCUUUCGUUGAUCGAAAAAUUUCCCUUGGACCCUGAGCUCUACUGGUUUGCCGCAAAGAUCUAUACGGAGUUGGGCCAGUUUGACCGUGCGGCGUACUGCUAUGAGGAAGUGCUUUGCAUAAUGCCCUUCAACUAUGUGGCCUUUGGGCAACUAGCAGAGUCCCUGUACUAUAAAGCUUUGAAGAACGAGAAGCUGUCGACGAGACGCCGUGAUGGUCUACAAAAAGCACUGGAAAAUGCUUUGAGGAGCGUCGAAUUAAGUGAGAAUUAUCUGAAGGGGUGGUCUUUCGUAGCUAUGAUAUCUAAAAAAUUGGAUGGCCGGGAUAAAAUAUUCAAGCUGGCACGCUCCAAGAUCCAGCAGAUUGCCGACAGCUCGAACGCCAAAAACAAAGCUACUGCCAAUCUGCUUCUGAAAAAUCUAUGA